Molecule: messenger RNA, 4369 nt
Organism: Gigantopelta aegis
Lineage: Eukaryota; Metazoa; Mollusca; Gastropoda; Neomphalida; Peltospiridae
Product: centlein-like
Exons: 37
Coding region: 73-3975 (1300 amino acids)
Biological process (GO): protein localization to organelle; centriole-centriole cohesion
Cellular component (GO): centrosome; centriole
Source: RefSeq, a predicted model, not a curated record
GAUUUUCAUCAUUACCCAUGCAGCCUUGAAGACAAAUGUUCAAGUGAGGUGUAUCAUGGCUAGGAAGUGAUAAUGGCGUCCAUGAUGACUUCAAUGUCGUUUGACCUGAGUAGUCGUAAAGAGGUGGACAUCAGUGAUUUACAGGCUCAGGUCAAAGGUCUUCAGUCUGAACUUACACAGUGUCAGGCCGAUAAGGAAUUUGUCUGGUCACUAUGGAAACGACUGCAAGUGUCUAACCCUGAUGUAACAGAGGCCAUCUCAUUGGUCAUACAGAGAGAAAAGGAGAAGGCAGAGGCCAAGGAUUUAAAGGUUCUGGAGAUUCUACAGAUCAAGGAUGAUCGGAUCGAGGAGCUACAGAACAUUGUCUCCAAGCAGACGCAGGAAAUAGGUGACCUCCUGUCAAAGAAGGUUGACCUUCAAGACCAGUGUGGAAGGAUGCAAAUGGAGGUCGAUGCAACUCGGGAGAAAUUGUCAUCAUCUCAGAUACAGAUACAACAGCUUGAAAACCGAGAGAGAAGUAUAACGGACAUACAGCGUCAAAGUAUGGAGAGUUCGGAACAGGAUAAAUAUGGCUUGCAAAGGAAGAUAGUUGAACUGACCUCUGAGCUGGAGGAUGCUAGAUUGGAGAGUCAAGAGAGCAUGUUGCAGAAACGAGACCUGGAGAACAAGAUAAGGACCUUAGAGAGAGAAAUGUCCAGCAAAGUAUCUAAGUUUGAUGACCUUGUCAAAGAUUUUGAAGAUGCUAAAACCCAGGUAUGCCUGCUGACAUCAGAGUCCCAGCAACAACAACGUGAAAUUAACUACAAAAGCCGGGAACUGGAAACCAUUAGAAAAGAACUAGCUGAACUAUGGACAAGCCACAACCAACUAACCGACCACUCUAGCCAACAGGCCCAGCUGAUCCGACAACUUCAGUCAUUGCACCAGGAUACUCAGCGCAUGAUGAAAAAUCAAGAAGAUGCCUUUUCCAUGGAAGCCAUAUCCAUCCAACAGAUGUACACUGACCUAAGUUCUCGGUACGAAAGACUGAAGAAAACGGAGACCGACUUGCGACAUGAGAUAGUAGCACUGAAAAAGGAAUUGCUGGAGAAGGACGACAUGAUAUCUCAGCUCCAGGGGCCGGCGUCGGACAACAAGUACGGCACACUGGGCGGCAGCUUUCUCGAUUUCCAACACGAAGCUGAUCCGGUUGUUGAUUACGAGUAUAAAAUAAGAAACCUGCAAGAAGAGUUGAAGUCACUGAGGAAGAAGCUGCAGGAAAAGGAAAAGAUUAUUUCCCACUUUGAGCAGAUGGACGACCAGUCUGUGAUAUUUGACGUGGACAGGCUGAACAGCCACGAGAGAACUCACUCGACGCCUGCCCGUGUUCUUCACUCACCGAAACUGUCACCGAGACUGACACCGCGGGAAGCACGGGCAUCCACGAGGGAAUGUCAGCUGGCAGUGCUGAGAAGGAAAUUAGCAGACAACGAACACCUGCUUGAAUUGAAGUCGCGAGAGUUGAGCGAGCUCCACAAGGCCCACGCCAAGCGUCUGGAGCGACUCCGAGGUCUGCAGCACAACUACCGCCUGGUGAGGGAGCAACUCAAGACCCUCGAAGAGGAACAAGGCAGAAAGAAGAAGAAGCCCCGUCGGUCGGACCCGCGAGACCUGCAGAAGGAAAACAGUGAUGCGGUGUGGAACGAGCUGGCCUUCUUCAAGAACGAAAACAAGAGCCUGCAGUUAGAAAAGCUGUCGAUGCAAGAAGAGUUGGACAUGCUACAUGUUGAGAUUGCGCAAAAUGCUGCCACUGCGUAUGAGCUUAAAGUGAAGCUAGAACAAGAGAGAGAAGAGUUUGCGUAUCAGUUAAGACGGAAAGAGGUUGACAACAAGGUGAAGAGUGACAUAGAGUCAGAGAUGACCAUUUUGAAAUCUUCUGUUCAAAGUAAGGACAUCUCACUGCAGAAAAUGGACCGGACAUUGCGAGAAAUAGUUAGAGAGAAAGAAAUCCUGUUAGAAGAAAACAGAAAACUGAAGACAGAAAAUGUUCAUGUUCAGCAGGAGUCAGCUCAAUACAGAAUACAGAUUGCUGAUCUCUCGCGCGAUGUACAGAGGUACAAGCGUGACCUUGAUGACUACAGUCAGUCUCGACUGUGUAUUGACCACUUGGUGUCCAGUCAGCAGGGUCGUAAGAUGUAUCAGCCGGAUGUAUCUGUGUCCGAGUCUGCCGUGGACGCCAGGCGGAACAGAUCAACGUCUCGACACACAGCCUACAGGAUUCAGAGACGGAAUCGGUCACGUUUAGCAAGGAAGGAAAAGCAGGUCCAUUACCAAGCAGCCUUAAACCGAAGCAUUGAAAAGAUGUCCUCCAUGUUUGAACACUUUAAUGAAGAAGGAUGGGAGGAGAUCACAGAUACUCCAGGAACGGAAGAAGAUACAGAAAUGACAGAGAGUGAUACACUUGGCCAGACUAUUGUCUCUGUGUCACGACAACACGACAGUACCAACACACGAAACGUCACCAGUUCAGUCAUGCAGGCAGUUGCCAAGAAUCAAAUAAAGGCUAAACAUAACCAGCCCAGACGACGAUGGGUACUUCGUGCUGGUCCUUCAAAGCAAGAAAAGUCUUCCAGCUCAGAAACACUUCCAAGGAGUACCCCUGAACGGGACAUAAAAAUUUUCAGAGACUCUGCCACCUCACCAAUAUCGUUUGCUUCUCCACUAAAAGACAAACCAAAGAAAGCAGUGAUUCCACCGUCUCGACAGAUAGGACCUCUCAAACAGAGAGUAGGAUAUCUACAACAACAGUUGAUCACAUUGCGCAACUCCCGAGCUAAUGCUUUAAAAAAUCUCAGUGAAGAGAAGGAUUCCAACCAGCAGCUAAAGACUGAUUUGAAUCUAGCCAAUCAGAGGAUAAGAUUGGCAAAAGUGACCAUCCAGAAGUUGUCUGGUGAUGUUGAGCGAUGUCAGAAGGAGAAAUCAGAACUGGAGCAGCGGCUAGCAUCACGUGACGAGCUGUCGUCCACGGCGUCCACGCUGCAGGAGAAACACAACGAUCAGGAGUGGAAAGUUCUAGAAGCCAGAUUAAAGGUUUCUACUUGUGAAGUAUCUCGUCAGUCUUCUACGAUUAGAAACUUGAAAACAGAAAAUGAAAGUUUACAGGAUCAGAUUAGAAGCUUGCAGGACAGGUUGAACCACAUGGAGCGAGACAACAACCAGAAGCGCACCCUGGUGGAGAACCACAGAGUGAAGCUCAAACAGCUUCAAGAAUCAGCCAAGAGUGACGCCAACGUCCUGAGUGACCUUGAGACGAAGGUGAAACUACUUACAGAUAAUAAUGACAAAUGUAAAGUCCAGGUUGAGUCACUAAAAAAACGUUUGAGUGUUGUGACGAAGGAAAAGAAAGAAUAUGAAGAACAGUAUCAGAAGAUUAGCGCAGACUUGGAGAAAAAAUCCAAUCAGCUUACCGACUGCCGUGCAAAGUGCUCCGAGUUAGAAAGCGCCAUAUCAGAGUUGGAGCAUGUGACGAAACAGCAACUGCAGGGAUUGGUCAGUCAGAGUGAGGCCGCAAUUGAGACUGCUCACGAGAAGCUGGCUACAUUACAAAGUCGAAUUCUGCAGUAUGAACAGUUUGUCAAGAUGUUAGGAAAUGAACUGCUGCGCAAUGUGCAGCACACCAGGGAGCAGCUCAAACAGACUUUGGCUAAGAAAAAACGAGAGGCUGUCCCAGUGGACUCUUCACUGCAGAAGGCACAGAGCGUGGCAAGGAACAUUCUCAACCUGAGUCAGUCUGACAUUGACGACAUCAUGAGUGCCGACGGUGACCAUGAUGAAGAGAUGGAUUCUGCCUCCGAGAUGGAAAAGAAGAAUGACAAGAAAUGGGCCAAGAAGUGUGAAAAGCUUCUUAGUUCAAAGGAUUUUGUUGCUUCUCUUGUGAAACAUUUUCUUCAAAAGAUUGAUGAGAGGGAGGUACUGGCAGCUGCUGUCAUCGGAUGAUAUUCAGACAUCUGCCGGGCUUUUGGUUGAUACACAAAGUUAUUUGGUGAACAGCUCAGAGGGGACCACUGCCAUUCAGUACGGCAGCCGUUCAUCAUACCAUCCUCUCAGUGUUAGCAUGAACACCUCUCCUACCCAGAUAGCAUCAUUAUGUUGACCCAUUGUUCAUUUUGGUUCAAACAGUCACAGUGUCACAUAAUGAGUGACAGACAUUAAUAGCCAUUUAAGAAAACCACCAGUGAGCCAACGUGGGCUGCCUCGCGAAAUUGUGAGGGUGGGACAAUGAUGAAGUCAUUUAUGAUUUACCACUGGCCCUCCAGCAGCAUGCUGUCUGGGUAGUUGAAAUGCAAUACAACUGUGCAACUGCUAUCUGUGAUAAAUUAUUUAUAUACUC